AUGGAAUGUGUGUGGAAUACGCCUCGUCGCAUCGCGAAUAUGCAAUCAGCGGCCCCGUUGAGUGACCAACGUUCACGGCCGCCACAAAGUGAAGCAUCAAAUAUUUGGAUGUCAUCAGACUGGGGCCUGAGUCAGCCCUUGUUUGGAUUGUUGCAGCAAUUCGAUUACGAUGAUUUGAUGGGAAGUGCAAACACCCAAGACUGGUCCCAGGCAAUCUCUGAUCCCAGCAGAGGCAUGUUGGUAGAUUCACUACAAGCUUCGCAGUUGGAAAGUCCCGGCCAGCAAAGCGCAGAUACCACUAGCUCCAACGAUCUUGGAACAGUCACUGAACUACCGCUUCCCUACAGUCGUGUCGAUGAUGAGACAUCUCACUUCCCAAACGACGAGCUCAUGGAAUUCUUUAUUCAAUCAGUGCGGCCACCCAUACUAGAAGACGUUGAAGCGCGCAAGAAGUGGCUGAUCAUUCGGCAUGCCAUCGUAGACAUGGCACGCAAGUCACCCAUGGUCAAAAGUGCCAUUUCAGCAUUUUCCAGUCUACUCAUUGCCAGGAAAUGCAACAACGAUAACCUAUGUGACCAAGCUCACUAUGACAAGGCGUCCGAGGAGGUUGCAGCGUUCGAUAGUGCAACAAUGGCAGAGUACAGUCCUGACCGGGAGCACGUUUUGGUGGUGCUAUUCUUCUUAUGCUACAUUGACAUACUGGGAGUGAAAAUGGAAACAGCUCAUCUCAAUCUAAAAAGAGCGUAUAACGUCUUUGUAAGAGGACAAAACACUAGUUUCUCAGCGACAGAGAGACAGCUCCUGCUUUGGAUCCGCCUCCUUGACGGACGGGCAGUGUCCGCUGGAGGCGAGGGCAUGUUUCUGGCCGACGAUAACGACGCGAUAUUGACAGAAAGCUCGCCGUCUCACAACGAGUAUACGAUCGCCAGCCCCGAUGGCCAACAGGCUAAUGACGACGAUAACGUUGAAGAUGUGCUAUUCCAAACAUUGUAUCAGCCAGGGCUAGUCUUUUACCAAAAAGUCCAGAGUUUCAGCGGCAGAAUAUCCAAGAUUGAUCCCUGGCAUAGGUCGAGAGGCACUGUCGAGGACGAGAUCGAAGUUGUCAAUAUCGGGGCAGCAAUUGCAUCCGGGCUGCGAACCUUGUAUAGUCAACGACCGGCUCUCAUGGACCUGGCCGUGGCAGGUAAACUUACAGAGCCACAUGUUUCUGCUGGCCUAGCAAGCUCGAUCACCAGGACGUUUAGAACAUAUCUGUCCAACUUUUACGCUUGCAGGGUACACCUCCAUCGCGUAGCAUACAAGACCUUGCCUCUCACGAAAGAAGCUGAAGACGCGCUGUAUCAAAUUCGGACCUUGGCGCAUCAGAUAGUCGGCGAUUUGGGCUUUGAGGAUAACCUCCCUGUUACCAUGCUCUGGCCGUUGCUCAUGCUUGGUGUGGAAGAGGCCGACGAGAAUGAGAGAGCUUGGAUUAGGGAACAAAUUUUGCGAAUGGAAAAUGUCGCUGGGAAUGCUCGCCUGACGACCAAGGUGUUGGCUGAGGUGCAAGCAAGACAGGACGCAGCGAAGACGCGGAUUGACAUUCGGUCUGUCAUGCAGUCGGUAUUCAACUCUUGUUUUGCGAUUGUCUAA
Pochonia chlamydosporia 170 is the source of this 1629-nucleotide messenger RNA. RefSeq names its product C6 finger domain-containing protein. The coding region runs from base 1 to 1629 and encodes 542 amino acids. The transcript has 2 exons. The record is from RefSeq and is a predicted model, not a curated record. Gene Ontology annotation, biological process: positive regulation of transcription by RNA polymerase II. Gene Ontology annotation, cellular component: nucleus. Gene Ontology annotation, molecular function: DNA-binding transcription factor activity; transcription cis-regulatory region binding. NCBI's taxonomy places the organism in Eukaryota, Fungi, Ascomycota, Sordariomycetes, Hypocreales, Clavicipitaceae.